Molecule: messenger RNA, 1110 nt
Organism: Diaporthe amygdali
Lineage: Eukaryota; Fungi; Ascomycota; Sordariomycetes; Diaporthales; Diaporthaceae
Exons: 2
Coding region: 1-1110 (369 amino acids)
Source: RefSeq, a predicted model, not a curated record
AUGAAAACGCGGUCGGCGAAGUACGCUCAGAGAGAGAAGCACUCCUCUGAAAUUGAAUCGGCUAGAUCAAGUCUCAAGAAGAAGAGAAAAUUCUCAGCGGCUGCCGAUCUUGAAGAAGAGAUUGAACAUCCAUCGAAGCAGGACUACAACUCGGUGCGCCAGGCACUGAUAGACAUUCGGGCAGAUUCAAAAUUAAUAGAAAAUGAGUUAGAAAGUAAUAGGAGAGAGCUUGAAGGAAAGAUUCGCCAGAUGAAGCAGAGAGAGAGUGAGUUGAAGGGGAUAGAUGACCGUCUCAGAGCCACGUCAGGCGAGCCACCCGGCAAAGACGAAGAGGACGCAAAUCCAGGAGAAUCAAUGUUUAACCGGCUUAGAUCUGAGAUCCACGAUUUCGCGAUCAAAUACUUUGGCGAUCAGCUUCAACAACGUUUGACAGCACGCGUUGGAGCUGGCUGGGCCGAGCGGUUUAUGCAAGCCACGACCCCCGGAGAAGAGACGUACGUGGACUACCUGCAUUCACACCGGCGAUGCCCCAUGAUAAUCAAGGCAUUUAUUUGGCGGUUUAUAUGUGGCACAAUUUUCAACGCUGCCGCAUGGAGCGGCAGCGAGAAAAUUCGUCGGCACAUGAAUGAGCUGCAAGAGAUCUUCAGCGAGUAUCAGCAUCUUACCCAGCUGGAACAGCACUUUGCACGAUCAAUCAGUGAAGUGAUCAGCCCAUUUAUGAGGUCAAGCCCGGAGGGACACGGUGACUUCCUACUGAAAAUCAUACAUCACGCUAUCGAAUUCGACAGAGAGAUCAGCAAGCAGCUGCCUCGGCUCACCUGGACAUUCAGCCCCGAGCCGAUCGAGUCGCCGUUCGAUUACAGCCAGGACCAAGAGAUGAUCAUGCAGCUCCACCCGGGCGAGAAACUUGCGAACAAGCUUCCAAGUGGGGCAAAGGCUAAAGUUUACCUCGUGGUGGCGCCGGGCUUGACCCAGCGGGGUGCGGACAACAGCCCAUCGACGUCUUUCGAUGUGGAGCAUUGGCUAAAGCCGAUGGAGGUCACUUGUGUCAAGCCCAGGCGACAACAUACCUUUUCCCUAGGAGAUGACGGCUCUGAGACUCAAGGCUAA